AUGUCGGACACAUCAUAUGACCUCAUGUCCUCCGACUUGGAAGAAUCAGCAGACGUCAUCGCUCUCAGUUUCAACAUGGCUGACCCCUUGUGUUUCACUUGCUGUGACGUCAUCACCGACCAGUUCUAUCUACGUGCGGGGGAUCACGUGUAUCACGAACACUGUCUGCGUUGCUGUGUGUGUCAGGUGACGCUUGGUGGACAUUCUACUUGCUUCGUCAGAGACGGGGACAUAUUCUGUCAGAGAGACUUCGCCUACGUUUAUAAGACAAGGUGUAGUUCCUGUUUAAGACCCAUCGAGUCUGGAGAUUGGGUGAGAUCGGCCGGUGAGAACAUGUACCACCUUGCAUGUUUCUCGUGCAGCAUGUGCAAGAGACAAUUGUCCACAGGAGAAGACUUCGCCAUCCACGACGGUCGGGUACUUUGCCGAGUCCACGCCCUCAACCCCGACGAAGAGAACGUUAACUGCAGACACAAUUCCAAGCGAUGCCGAACAGCCUUCAACAAGGACCAGGUAGCAGUUUUACAGAGGUACUUCGACCUUGACACCAAACCUACCGGAAGUGAUCUCGGGAGGAUUGCCGAAGAAGCGGGCCUUCCAAGACGAGUGGCCCAAGUGUGGUUCCAAAAUUCACGUGCUAAACUCAAGAAGAGAGCCAUGCAGUGA
Molecule: messenger RNA, 666 nt
Organism: Haliotis rubra (blacklip abalone)
Lineage: Eukaryota; Metazoa; Mollusca; Gastropoda; Lepetellida; Haliotidae
Product: LIM/homeobox protein Awh-like
Exons: 1
Coding region: 1-666 (221 amino acids)
Biological process (GO): regulation of transcription by RNA polymerase II; neuron differentiation
Cellular component (GO): nucleus
Molecular function (GO): DNA-binding transcription factor activity, RNA polymerase II-specific; RNA polymerase II transcription regulatory region sequence-specific DNA binding
Source: RefSeq, a predicted model, not a curated record